Arabis nemorensis is the source of this 1377-nucleotide messenger RNA. The record is from the annotation of a GenBank genome assembly. NCBI's taxonomy places the organism in Eukaryota, Viridiplantae, Streptophyta, Magnoliopsida, Brassicales, Brassicaceae.
AUGGAGAAAUCCAGUAAAUGUGCGGUUUGUCACAAUUCGUUUCGUGCUUCAAUCUGCGCAGCUUGUGUUAAUCACAGGUUAAAUGAAUACAAAAUUAUGUUGGAUUCGUCGAAAAGCCGUCGGGAGAUUUCGUACUUGAGAUUAAGUAACUUGCUUGUCACAAAGGAGAAAGCAAUUAGUCAACGUCAUUGGAUGGAGCUUCAUAAUGAGAAGCUUUCUAGGUUGCGGGAUAAGCUCCAGCUAGAAGUGGAGAAAUUGCAGCGAAGCAAAAGCACAUUUCAGAGGCUAUCUCGUAAUCUGAAAGAGAGAUACGGCAUUAUCGAAUCAACUAACGUUGCUUUGGAGAAGAGCCGUGUUCACCAAUUGGAGAACCACUAUUCAGAUACUAUUGGCAAUCACUACUUGGUAUAUAUCGAGCUUACUUCAGAACGCCUUUAUAAACAGGCUUUGGUUAUGAAACAGAUACGCAAAUUAUUUCCUCUAUCCAGGGUGACACUAGAUGGCCAAAACAAAGAUGGGUGUAAUGGACAGUAUGAUCAAAUCUGCAAUGCUCUCUUACCACAAGGUCACAACCCACUCUCUGUUCCACCAAAAGAGCUUGCAGCCUCUUUAGGGUACAUGGUGCAGCUUCUGAAUCUUGUUGUCCAUAAGCUCUCAGUGCCUGCACUCCAUACCUUGGGUUUUGGGGGUUCUUGUUCAAGAAUAUGGCAGCGAGAUUCGUAUUGGAACUCUCAUCCGUCUUCUCCAAGCGACGAGUAUCCCCUUUUUGUACCAUCCCAUGAUUACUACUCCUUUGAAGGGAAAAGUUCAUGGACAGGUAGAGAAACAACCAAUUUUGGUGUCACUUCAUUGAAAUCAGAUGGAAGUGUAGAAGAAGAUUAUCAUGACCUUGACGUCGUCAGUCUUUCUUCUGCCUCUCCUCAUUCUGUUGAAACAUUCAGAAAUCUGCAGAGAGGAAUUGCACAUCUCAAGCAAAGCGUGGCUCACUUAACCGUGUAUGGCUACAGUUCCCUGUCUAUGGAAGUUCCUUUUGGAGCCUCGACUUUUGAAACAUUUGCAAAAUUACUGGCCACAUUAUCUUCACUCAAGGAAGUUCAAUCUGCUCUUUCCCUUGGGUUGUCAAGUUCAAACAAGCAAAGACACGAGCCGAACAAAUCCGUGUGGAAUUUGAACUCUGCCAGUUCCAGCACCUUGCUGAACAGCUCUCAUAUUCAGCCAACAUCGUGGAACAAUAGCUAUUAUAAUGUACCAAAUCGAGAUCCGAGCUAUAUGGUGGAGAAAAAGGAUAAAAACUCAAUUGGUGAAUGGAAUUUGGUUGAGCAUCCUUCUCAUUCUUCACAUCAACCUAUGAUGUUUAACCAUCCCAAGAAGUUUUGA